This is a messenger RNA of Cyclocybe aegerita, 3927 nucleotides long. The record is from the annotation of a GenBank genome assembly. NCBI's taxonomy places the organism in Eukaryota, Fungi, Basidiomycota, Agaricomycetes, Agaricales, Hemipholiotaceae.
AUGUGGAGAGGCUUCUGCAAUAUGCACGUCAAGAGUUCCCACGGUCUGAACGACCAUCUCCCUUUGUUGAACGCUGACUUGAACCACGACAAACAGCCGUGCACCCUGCACGCACCGCCCACAGCCCUUACAGCACAUCCACGAGCGGUCGUUGACUCAGCAACGUCGGUGAUGGCGCCCCCCAGCUCAGGAAACCCCUCCAGCAACCUCCAGAUACCUUCCAUGAAUUCAAAUCCGGGGCCGUCGCGCCAGUACAGCCAUUCGCCAUCGUCUGCGUACACGCCAAGCGCCGGGACGUCGUCUGCACGCCCCACCUCGGUCGCAGCUCACACAACAACCACUUCCCAGAACCAUCACUCAGCCUCAGCGUCACGGCGCCAGCGUGCAUCGCACACUGUCGUUUCGCCAAGCUCUAGCGGACAGCAACAAGGCAGCUCGCAAUCUCACCACGAAAGCUCCGCCCCUCUUUAUACCGACAUUUAUGCACACCCGGCCGCUGUCGCCUACGCUGCUGCACACCCUCGUCGAACCAUCCCCAAAUUCGGUCCUUACCUUCUGCUUCAGACCCUGGGAGAGGGCGAGUUCGGAAAAGUCAAACUUGGGCUUCACUGCCAGUGGGGAGAGGAAGUCGCAGUCAAAUUGAUUCGGCGGGGUAACGUUGAUGGAACAGUCAGAAUGUCCAAGGUAGAGCGGGAAAUUGAGGUCCUAAAGACUCUCAAACACCCCAACAUCGUUCGAUUAUACGACGUGAUAGAAACGGACAAGUACAUUGGAAUAAUCCUGGAAUACGCCUCCGGAGGAGAGCUCUUCGACCACAUCCUCGCCCAUCGUUAUCUGCGCGAGCGCGACGCUGCCAAACUCUUUUCGCAACUCAUCUCAGGUGUAUGGUACAUCCACCAGAAGAAAAUCGUGCAUCGAGACCUUAAACUUGAAAACCUUCUCCUUGACCGACACCGCAAUGUCAUCAUCACGGAUUUCGGUUUUGCCAACCGCUUCGAGCAUCGCGCCGACGACCUGAUGCAAACUUCUUGCGGAAGCCCUUGCUACGCCGCCCCUGAACUCGUCAUCAGCGAAGGCCUCUACGUUGGUAGCGCAGUUGACAUCUGGAGCUGUGGUGUUAUCCUCUACGCCAUGCUCGCGGGCUAUCUCCCAUUCGAUGACGAUCCUGCUAAUCCAGAUGGCGACAACAUUAAUCUCCUCUACCGAUACAUCAUCAGCACACCUCUCUCAUUUCCUGAUUACAUUUCUAUGGAAGCUAGGGACCUUCUCAGCACGAUGUUAGUUCCAGACCCCACACGCAGAACGACUCUGGAUGGUGUUAUGCGCCACCCAUGGCUCACUGCAUACCAUUCACCACGUACCGACGGCCAGCCCAAUGCUUUCGGAAAGACCAUCGAAGAGCUGGAACAAACGGCCAUGGAUCAGCACCAAAGUAAACGACAGGCCUACCAAAGGCAGAUGCGGGCUCACGCUACCGCCAACGGCGUUGUUUCGCCUUCUAGGACCCAGAGUCAUCGACCGGACCAUGGCACGGCACCCUCUUCAUCCACCCGCAGCCGAUCAACACAGCCAGAGUAUCUCUACGAUUCGUCUGUUGACCAGUCCAUCAUUUCUCCGACUGCAAACGUCGUGGCGAGCCCAACGCAAAACGGUACUGCCCGCAAGAAUUAUGGUAGCCCUGCUGCCCUCGGACUCGCCGAGGACGAUCCUUUCGCCGGUCCUCCGGGAAGUGCGACCCACAACACUGCUACUGCUCCCCCUGUUUCUGCAGGCUCCAAGCAACGGACGUCAGAAGAUACAUCGCAAGCCAAUGCUGCUCUUUCUCCGAAUUCUCAAUCCGCGAAGGGCCACAGAUCCAGCUCGAGCGGAGGAGGCGGAGGGUUCAGGCACACGAUUCAGGUCGAGUAUGACGAUGCUUCGAAGAACUCGAGGAGGAGCGAAGAUCGUCGACGCGAUAGGAGUGGAAGCCAGGGGCAGUCGAGUGCACAGCCACAGCAAGCCCAACAAAAUGGACCGACGGUGGCCGCUCCUCUUGUAGGCCCGGCUCCGCCUGCGAAGGAGAGAAGACCAUCUCAGAGUAGUUUUAAGCCCUUGCCUCCAUCGCCGCCUACAGUGGCUCCAUCAUCGUAUCGCCCACCGACUGCCGUCGUCGCGCCUCCAACACCAAAGACUGCAACACCAGGUUCCGCGACUCCGACCAGAGGAUCUCGGCCUGCUGAGCUCAAUGGCACCAAGACUCCUGCAACUGCCGAGCCUUUAGUCGUCAACAUCUCCUCGCCACCUGCGACGCCCAACACUGCUGCAAUCGAGCAACAUGAGAGGGAUAGGGAUUCUGCAAAGGACACUGGCAGUCAGAAUUCGACGUCUUCCGCCAAGAAGGGACACAGUCGAGGCAAGUCAAGCCUCGAUAGGAUUGGCCUCGGGAAGAUCUUUGGCUCAGGCUUUGGCACCAAUGUCUCGACCGCAGCUGCCCCGGUCACCACAGCAGUCAACGGCGAUGGAACAAUAGCCAGCCAGCAUAGCAUCACUCCUGUACCGUCCGAGGGACAAGGAAGUGCCACAUCAGUUCUUUUGAGCCCCGUUGCCAACGAGAAGGAUAGUGGGAAGAAAAGCAGGAGGAAUACGUUGACAGUAAUGGUGGAGCCAUUUAGUCGGUCCAUUCGGAACAGGAAAGGUCGGAUGGCGAGUACUCCUCUGACGGCGGACGGGCCCAGUGCAGCAAAGGAAGGAAAACGCUCUCCACAAGCCCAGAGCGCGGUGCUGCCUCCUACCAACGUGACACCCGCCACGGCUGACACUACCCUCUCACCGUCGAACGAAUUCGGUGAUCCGACUGGUAUGCAUGCGUCGUCGAACAAGGCAAAGAAGGUCAUGCAGUGGUUCAGGACGAAGUCGAAGGGCAGAGACUCUGUUGGGUAUGGUGUGGAGGAGGACAGCGCAAGUCGAGAGAAGGAGAGCGGCACCCCCACGCAGACCAAGUACCGUAAAGGCUUUUCAGCAUCCAGCAGCACAGUCAACCAGGCAGUGCCUGCCUCGGCACCAGGCCUCAAGGAGGCCGCCAUGUCGCCCGUGCAUGUCGUCGUUACCCAACCGAACUCGGCUGCUCCUCGGCACACGGCGAGCGGACACCCACAGCGGUCCGCGAGCACUGCGACCGAAUCGUCGGCCACGACGCCGAGCUUCGUCACCCGCUUCCGCAACUCCGUCACAGUUGGAGGAUCUUCACACAACAACCACAGCAGCGCUGACAAGACCCACCCUCAUGGCCAGUUGAGGAUCCAUCACGGUGCCGUCGAUCAGACGACGAUCACCACGCGCCCGCCGCCGGAGGUUAUGGCGCACGUUAGGAAGGUGCUGGAGGGCAUGGGUGUGGAGAUUCAGUUGGAGAGCGAGUACAAGUAUAGGUGCAUCCGGGCGAAGAAGAGGAAGGGCGCUAUAAGUGGGGCAGCUGGUACCUCAUCUGCUGCCACUGUUGUUGCCCCUGCUCCUGGUGCUGCUCCGGGCACAGGUUUGGCUGCCAUUACGAUGGUAGGAAGCGCCGCUUCCAACGGGGUCGAUAAGCGUGGUUUACCUCUCCCUUCACCGUCUGCGUUUGCUGGAACCGGCGGGAUGCUUCGUGGCCUUCUCAUGCGCCGACAGUCGUCGCAGGUGUCGACUCAUGGACCUUCGUCGUCAGCAUCUCUGGCUUUCGACGAUGAGAGUUCAGUGGUUGUCAGCGAGCCGCUCAUCAUUCCAGAGGCGGCGUAUGGAGACCCAUCACAAGACGCUGGCGACGAAGUCCGGUUCUCAGUGGAAUUGACGCGACUCGACCGUCUGAAUGACACCUACAGUUUGGAUAUCAGACGUCUCAAAGGAAACCUCCGGAGUUAUAAGUUCCUGUACGAUACCCUUAGAGAACGCGCCGAUCUUUCUGCCACCCAGGCGUAA